Molecule: messenger RNA, 2280 nt
Organism: Owenia fusiformis
Lineage: Eukaryota; Metazoa; Annelida; Polychaeta; Sabellida; Oweniidae
Source: the annotation of a GenBank genome assembly
AUUUAAGUUUUAUUUUCAUUGGAUUGAGGCAUUCAUCUUUAUCCACCAGACAGAUGUAUGCUUGUACUUUUAGGUUGUGAUAUCAUGAAAGUACGUGAAGUAGGGGAUGUCUGUUCGGUGACUAUAAGCUGGAUGAUAUGAAGCUGUUUCUCCAAAAUAAAAGCAUGUUCUUCAUAAUUGCACUGGGCAUUAUACAAAUUGCAUCAGCAAGUGUUGAAGGUGGGCCAACUUCUGCCGAAGACUUAAAAGGAUUGAUUGGGUUUGACAUUGAGCUGACUAGUGUUUGGGACGAAGCUGAGAGACAAGGUGCUGAAAUAUUUUGGGCCCAACCAACUACAGUUGAACAAAUCCAAAAGCUAGUAGCAGCUGCUGAGACACAUGGACUACAUGUACGACCUUAUGGUGCAAAACAUUCUGGGUCACCUCUGUUUGCAGACAGAGGCAACAUUGGACUUGAUCUAUCAUUGCUACAGGGAAAUAAAUUCACGAUUGACAAGGAAAAAAUGUUGGUGAGUUCUCUGGCAUCAGCUACUUUAGGAGAAUUGCACGAAUUCAACAGAAACAAUAGUGUAACGAUUCCUUCAGGUCCUGUAACUGGAGAACCCACUCUACAAGGGGCCACUGGUACAUCUGCUCAUGGCUCCAUCAAGGAAGAAGGGCUCAUAGGAACAUAUGUGUAUGCACUAGACCUGGUGGACAGCAAAGGUAGAAUGAGACAUUUCAAUUAUGAUGAUCACAAAGAUGUCAUCACUGCAUGCAAGGUUCAUUUAGGAAUGUGCGGAAUCAUUUAUAAUACAACUGUAAAGGUGGUAUCUGACAGAGUUUUCAAGUUCAUCAAAUCAGAAAUGAAAGUUUCUGACUUACUUCUAAACCAGGAAAAUCGCAAAGAUUUUGCCAUGAGAAACUAUGGAGUGAAUAUCAAAUGGAAUGUGUUCAGUAAUGCGACCGAAGAGGAAAUCAAAGCCAGAGAUGCUGAUAAACUAUUCCGACCACCUGAUAGCUGGAGUCCAGCCAAUGAUUCUGUCACUGUUUGGAGUCUUAAUCCAGUUGAUGAUAACUCUGUCAUUCCCAACAAACUUGUGAAAUUCGCAGAGUCAUUUCAACUAAAAGAUGGCACAGUAAUACAAGGUAUUGCAGAUUAUAGGAUGGCAUCUGAAACAAUUAUCUUCCAAUGGUCAACGGCUGCAGUUGGUUCCAUAACAAGAUGGGACGUUGCCGUAGCAACACCCGAGACGGAAGAUUUUUCAGCGAGUCAAAAAAUGUUAGAGAACUAUUUUGAUGUGUGUGAAACGGCCAUCAGAACAAUCGGAUUCUACAGAGAUUCAUUUGGAUUUUUCCGUUGGACCAGUCACAAGGAUGACUGCACACUAUGCCAUACCAAGAAUGCAAAUGAUUUCAAGAUGCUUUUCGAGUUUGAAUAUGGGGUAGCGUGUCGCCCUUGUAACAAAAAUUUACUGAAUGAAUUGGCAAGAGACAAAGUCUGGAGUAGUACGUUUGCCACUAGACUGAUGUCAAACAACAGUCGGAUCUUGCCACACUGGGCUAAAUAUUAUGACUACAUCCCUGGUAUAAUUGAUCACCUUCGUCAGAACUACGGCAACAACUUUGAUGAGUUCAUAAGAACCCGUAACCAAGAAGAUCUGGACCCUGACAACAUGUUUACGAAUUCUCAUUUAAGGACUCUGUUCCACGAUGCAAUUGUUGGAAAUGAGAAGAAGAAAAGUUGCUCAAACAUUCUGCAAUUUAAACGCAUGGUGAUCAAAAAUCUGUUUAAAAGUGUCAAUUUAAUUGACACAUGCAAAGCCUGAUUAAGCAAAAUGAAUAUUUUGAUAUUACGGUAAACUAACUAUAGCGUAUGAAUCAAUUUUACUUUGUUUUUAUAUUUUAAAUUUUUUUCUGUAUUUUGGUAAAAAUUAUAAAAUACGCUUUAUCAAUAUUAGCCAUUUUUGAGAAGACGAAAUACUGAGAAGUCCACUCAUGAAAAUAUGAUUGGGCCAGUGUUGGAGGAAAAUGUAAUGAUCAAUGUUAUUAUGAUGGUCACAGAAUGAUACUUGGGUCACAUCAUGUGUACCUUAACUGUCGAAUACAUGCCAUCUCAUCUUUAUAUGAAUAUCCACAAUUUACCUCAAAUCAUCAAUGCUCCAAACAGUAGAUAUCAUCUAGCCUGGCGAGAUAAACUGUUAGUGUUUUGUUUUUGAAACAUUUGAAUUUCACACAAUUUUAACAACAAAAGUUAAGCUCUCCAGGUUGUACAACAUUUCCAAGUAAAAAAAACCAUCG